This is a messenger RNA of Cylicocyclus nassatus, 534 nucleotides long. Lineage: Eukaryota; Metazoa; Nematoda; Chromadorea; Rhabditida; Strongylidae. The record is from the annotation of a GenBank genome assembly.
AUGUCUAUCGAAAUUGCACUAGCCAUGAUUGCAGAAAAUCAUAAUACUAAGCGGUCGAAUUGUUUCAGCUGCGCCUCAUUUGCCUAUUUACCCUUAUGGAAUCAGUUGAUGCAUCAUUAUUUCCCGCCAAAAAAUUUCACUGAUCGAUGUUGGCAACCGGAUUCAGGUAUUGGCACAGUGCCAUGCACGUCAGCAUGCUUUACGCUUGUGGAGCAAAUCGAUCAACAAGACUUUUUCACGGAGCAACGCGGAGUGCUGCGCGGAUGCGUGGACCGAUUACUAUUAUUCGGUCUAGAUGACGACGUUAGAAGCGUAUUGUCCGCAUACACGAACCAACCCGUGUGUCGAGAAACGAAUCGAAAAAUUCUGCGCCUUUACCCAUUGAGUGGCGACAGUGACGUGGUGACAAUGUGCUCAUGUGUUGGCAAUCACUGCAAUGAUCAAGAUAUGCUAUUAGCGCUCAAUUUUUCUCCGGACCAACAACGAUUUUUACAUGUCGCAUUGAUGAUCUCACUGUUGAUUUAUCUCCUCUAG